Molecule: messenger RNA, 1674 nt
Organism: Owenia fusiformis
Lineage: Eukaryota; Metazoa; Annelida; Polychaeta; Sabellida; Oweniidae
Source: the annotation of a GenBank genome assembly
AUGUUCAGAGAAUUAACUGACACAACUAGUCCCACGGAUGAUGAGCUACAUCUCCAUCAUGAAUCUACCAACAAUGAGACAGAGACAAUGAACUCCCACGUAAAAAGCAUAAUAAGGCUCAUAACCGAAGCUGAAAAUCCCUUCAAGAAGGCUGUUGUGAAAGAACUAAGUUUUAUAGCAACAAUCACACAAGUGACAAUGGCUAAUGCAACAAACAACACUGACGGUUUCAAUGCAACAAACGACAUUGACGGUUUUUGGGCUGUAGGCCCGUUAUCCAUGCUUACUGGAAAUGUCAAUUUACUAACAUCUUAUCGACGUGCUACGCCACUCAGCAAUCUCUUUCGCAACUACCCUUCUAUGGACCAGGUUAUGGGCUUCAAACCUCUGUUUAAUUUCACCAUCGGCUAUACAGGGAUGUGGACUGUGAGUCUUAUUACUAACACAUUGAGACUUCAACAUGAACAGUUUUUGGGAGGAAUUAUAACUGCCAUCAAUCAUAUCCGAGAAAACAACACCAAUGAUCCCACUGUUACCUUCAACUACUCUAUCCUAAUGGGCCUUCUGGUGAAGUCACAUAGCCAGGUCAAACUUUUUGAAUCCAGUUUUGAUGCUCUAUCGGCCUCCUUGCAAGUUCAGAAUGCCAACUCAGAGGACAAGAUCUACUUUUUAGUUCAAGAAAUGGGGGGCAAGGCACCACCAGAGAGCACUGGAGCUAGAAUUAUUUAUGGACUAAAUUUGGACAGCGUUGGCGUUAUGGGCGUUCAGCUAGCCACAGAGUUUCACGCUAAUGACCCGAAUGUCAUCUUAGGCUUUCCUCGGGAUAUCACCAACGGUAGGAAAACUCACGAUAUUGCGAAUGUUUAUACUGCUUUCGGCGUAAAGACACUCCAGACGUUCACGACCAAGAACAACGUACACAUAUUGGAAAUGCUGAACCUGGCGAGAGAAGAUCAACGACUCUGGGGAGAACAGUUUUCACAUUGCCACGAUUAUUACCCAGUCACUUGUCAAGGCCUCAACGCAGAGGACAGGAAGAUCUGCGCCCCUCAAUGUCCAAUUACCACCGUUAGCCUUUUAUCCGAAGAGGCUUGGCCAGCACAUUCUGUCGAGGCAGCCAGACGGCAACUGAUGUCGGCCAGAUCGGCUGUCACCCUCCUUGCUGACAAGCAAUACUGCAUCAUAUUGUUGUAAAGACUGUUCAAAGCAAGUUAAUCAUUUCAAAACUUCUUUCAGGUGUGAGGUCGAAGUUAUUCUGAGCAGGGGGGGAUUUAUGACCCAAAUGCAGUUCCCAGUGUAGACAAUGUACAGGCUUUGUUUGACUAAUAUUUUGAACAUCUUCAGUCUAGAUAGAGACAUCAAUUUAGAAGAAAAGGCCCUGAAGAUCAAGUUGGGAAAGAUUGCCUCAAACAAUAUGGGUUCGGAUUGGCUACUCUUAUGAGUAAAACUUAAACAUAUUUUAGACAAUGUCUUGAAGAUGAAGGGUGAUGGCAGGUGCCUAUUUCGUGCAUUAGAUCCAGGCAAAAAAAUGUUUAUGGGAAUGCAGAGACCAUAGAGGCUGAUUUCAUUAGACAACGUGUAGUAGAUCACUACUAUAAGAUCAAGGAUGAGUUGCUUACUAUGAAAUCUGAAUUUGGGGCCAUUCCAUGAUAUGAAUUAGUAAAAUCGAAUCUC